CGCGUAAGCCAAAAUGAAGAACUUUCCAUCGAUCCUCGUCGCUCGAUAACCCCAUCAAUCACGCGACCGUCCUGAAAUAAUUCAUUAUUAAAGUCAAACACCUGUUCGAAUUGAAUGGCGUCCGUAGCUUCCAUCAAACCCAUCGCUACCACCAUCCACCGAAGCAGGAGUACCAGAUUCUUCCUCGGCCAUUGUCAUAGGAACAACCCUGGGGCGACAUGGAGAGUCUAUAGAGAUGGUCCUGCUCCUCCUAACAGAUUCCCCGAUCUCCCUGGCCGUGGGCCUCCUCGUCCUCUUCCUCCUCUUCCGCUUCGCCUUCAAGUUCUUCAUCCUCCUCCUCCUCUUCCUCGUCUGCUCCAACUUCGUCCUCGUCAUUCGAUGACCUCUCCGCAGCCCCCCUCCGAUUCCUCCCCCUCCAAAACGGUGAGGGCUGUGAUAAAGGGGAGAGUGCAGGGUGUAUUCUAUAGGAACUGGACGAUCGAGAAUGCCUGCCAACUGGGUUUGAAAGGUUGGGUUAGGAACCGUAGGGACGGCUCUGUCGAAGCCCUGUUCUCGGGGAAGCCUGAGUUGGUGGAAGAGAUGCAGCAGCGGUGUCGGCGGGGGCCGCCCUAUGCGGUGGUCAGUGGCCUCGAGGUUUUCCCUGCCACUGAUGAUCCGGGCACUGGAUUCGAGCGCAGACCAACUGUUUGAUCGAUAUCUGUAGAGAGUGCAGAGUCACUGCCAAUGUUCUUGCUUACCAUGUAACACUCUAUUACUUUUGUUCCUAUGGUAGAAAUAUUACCCUUUUCUGCAUCUAGUUGAGGAUUUGUGCUGGAAAGUUCUCCGCUUGAUGAUGGCAUUUUUACAUCAAGAGUCCUAAGGAUCAUUGUCUUA
This is a messenger RNA of Rhodamnia argentea, 873 nucleotides long. Its product is annotated as acylphosphatase. The transcript has 3 exons. NCBI's taxonomy places the organism in Eukaryota, Viridiplantae, Streptophyta, Magnoliopsida, Myrtales, Myrtaceae. Gene Ontology annotation, molecular function: acylphosphatase activity. The coding region runs from base 115 to 690 and encodes 191 amino acids. The record is from RefSeq and is a predicted model, not a curated record.